AGAAGAAGAAGAAGAAGACGAAGGAAAUGAAUAUCGGGACACAUUGUCGUGGAGAUGAAAUUGAGACAUUGUAUUGAGCACACUGUCUGUAACUACAACGCACUUUGAUAAAGGCUGAAUUUCUCAGACUUUUAAAAAACCCACAUCAUCUGGAAGAAGCAGGAUUUCAGUCCACCACCUGCGUAUAAGGACAGCCUAGAGGCCAUGUCUACAGUGGUGGAUCUCAAGACAAAGGAGGAGAAGGAUGCAGCGCUUGACAGACGGAUCGAGGCUCUGCGCAAGAAGAAUGAAGCUCUGGUCCGGAGGUACCAGGAAAUAGAAGAGGACAAAAAGAAGGCGGAGCAGGAGGGUAUUGCCGUGAAGACGCACCCACCCAGGAAGGGCCGCCCUCACGAUGGCCCGCCAGAGGGAGACCGAUGGAGGACAGAGAAAGAGAACUUUACUGUCACCGUAGACCUCUCCAAACCUGCAGGGGAGAAACGGGUGAUCAAUGACUGGAAACAAGGGCCACCGCGAGACAGGCGGGACUCUGAGGAGGGAUACGACCCCAGACCCCAAGGUGAAAGCCCCCCGCGGAGGGCUUCGUCCGGGCGGCUCAGCAGGGGUGGACAGAGAGGGGGAGGAUCACGGCAGGAGAGGAGAGAGCAACGCACUGACAGACCCCUAGCAGACUCACGCCAGUCCCAUGACAGACCACCAAGAGAGGGGAGACCACCAAGAGAGGAGAGACCACCAAGAGAGGACAGGGGUCCAAGCAUGGAGGGGCCAGGAGAGGGCCCCGGCCGCAGUGAACGUGCCCCACGCAGAGGAAGGGGAGGAAGAGAAAGAGAAGGAGGACCACCACCACAAGGUGGUGACAGGAAGUCUAAGGAGUGGGAGGAGAAAAGGAGGCAGAACAUUGAGAAGAUGAACGAGGAGAUGGAGAAGAUUGCAGAGUAUGAAAGAGGACAAAGGCCUGCCGAGGGAGACAAGCCCAUCCGUAACUUCCUGGAUGACCCGCGGCGCUCCGGCCCAGUCCCGGACAUGGACCGCAAGGAGGGCAGCCGCCGACACGUCCGAAACUGGGGCGGUGUAGACUUUGACAACGUGAAGACAGGAUCUGAGCUGGAGAAGGAGUGGACAAGUCGGAGACCAGGAGGCCCUAAGGGCUCCAUGGAUAUGACCAUGUCUAUGACUGGCCGGGAGCGUGCCGAGUACCUCCGCUGGAAGAAGGAGCGUGAGGAGAUUGACGAGGAGCGUCUGGCCAGGCACAGGAACGCCACGGGCCAGUGGAGACGGGAAUGGGACGCCCAGAAGAUUGACGGCUUGUUCAAGGAGGACCCAGCUGUGGCUGUGGAGGGCAUGCUGCCAGACCAGGGAGGCAGAGACGAUAUGAAGGGGCCUCCCAAGGUGCCAACGUUCGGAGACUUCCUGGGGCAGGGUAGAGGACCCAGGGAGGGGGGGAGGGGACGAGGACAAAGCUACAGCAUGCACGAUAACCGCUGGGAGGCGGAGGAGGAGAAAGAGAAGGAAGACAAACCCAAGAAGGAGGAGAAGACUUGGAAGGAGGAACGGAAGCCCAAAUCUCCCUCAUCACAAAAUAUGGAGAAGAGUGGUGAUGCAGAUGAGGAUGAGUGGGAGGAUGCCAGCGACGAAGAGGACUAUGAUACGGACGGGGAUGACGACGAUGAGGGGGAGGAGGAAGGGAGAGACGGACAGUCCACGAAGAAGGCACCUCGCCCAGAAACCACAGCAUUAAAGCCCGUCGCCACCUCACCCCUUCCCUCCACUCCCCCCUCCGCAACCAGUCCCAAAGAGAAGCGCACCCCGAGGCCCAAGGUCUACAUCCCCUCCCCACAGGAGGCUCAGAACUCCCCCGAUGGCCUCAAGCCCCUCAGUCCCUUUUCUCUCCUGGACGGCCACCAGCCGGUCAGAGACUGGGGGGAGGAGAUGGAGAUGCAGUCACCCCGGAGCAGUAUGGGGGAAAGCCCCCCAAAACCCCCCAGCACUGAUGAGGGCCCUGCCCAGGUUAAAGUCCAAGAAGACAGCCGCAACUCCAGCCCCAGUCCCAACGAGAAGGAGAGAGACAAACGGACAGUUGUGGUCACUGCUGCUCCACCAGAGGAGACUCUGAUCCAGGAAAAAAACCCUGCAUCAUCAUCAUUAGAUCCUGUCUCUACACCCAAUGAUCCCCCAGAGAAAGAGAAGACCACAGCCAUUCCACCAGCCCAGGAGACACCUGCUACCCCCACAGAGGAUGAGGCCCCUGCCGCCGCUCCUGUCCUGGAGGCUGACCAGAGCCUGUCUGGGCUGGCCACAGCCCCAGAGACGGCCCCAGACACCUCAGAGCAGUCAUCUUCAGGCUGAGAUCUGCUCUAGGAAACUGACUUUUCAGUACUAGUGGUUCACAGAUGGGAGGAUGAGGGGAGAAAAGAAUGACAAGAAGGAAGAUACUGGGCCUCGUGCACCAUGACUGGAGCAGCCAUCACAGACAGCCUGGAGGGAUGUGGUCGGGCACCAUGACUGGAGCAGCCAUCACAGACAGCCUGGAGGGAUGUGGUCGGGCACCUGGCCUCCAAACCGCUUCCUCUCCUCAACAAUCAGACCACGUAUGUUCUGUUCUGUUUGACUAGGAGCAGCACCUUGUAUAGAAUAGUGAUACUGCCGUUCAUUUGAGCCACUAUGGUAAAUGGCUUGGGUUUUAUAGCAGCCAAUCAGGAUGUAACUGUGCUGUCAACAAAGCCCUGACUUGUUUUUACCUUUUUCUUUUUGUGUUAUUGGUUUGUGUGUGAUUAACAAAUCAAACUAUUACAUUUCGCAAAGACUGAAAAAUAUUAAAUUCUCUUACCUCAGUUUUUCAACCUUUUUAGCAUUUUUUUAAAACCACCUCUUUUGGAAGGUCAAAGAGACUAUGCCCCUUCAACAUGGCUAAAAAUGCCAUAUUUGGCAUGCUAACAGUUGAAAGAGCAUUCUCCUUGAAUGUAGACAUCCUGGUGAUGGUUUAUCCACACUUGUUUUUAAUAGCCCUUACUUUAAAUAUUGCCAAGACCCCCCCCCCCCCCAAAAGGCAAUAAGGUGCCAUUUGCAAUGCGAACCCUCUCUUUGUGAAGUGUGCAUGGAUAAGGAUUGGCCUUAAAAUGUAAUACUUUUCAGUUAUAUUUUGUCAUGAAACUGAUAAUGUGAACGAAUAUAAGCCAUGCCAUUGAAUAAUGUACAUUCUGUCUCCUGAUAAUGUAACAAUGUUGGUUUACAUUUGGGACCCCAAGAGGAGUAUAGUUAAAUGUUAUUCCGUUAUUUUUAAGUGGGGUACACUGUACUUAAAUACAGGCAUCAUGUGAUCCUGGCAAUUAUGUUUGUUGAUAACCAUGACAAUCCAAAGCUUUCCUUUAAUUUCUUAUUUGCAAUAGAUCGCUAGUGGCGUUUCUAGUUUUAAUCAAGGGGCAUCAGAACAUGUAGCUCAACAAGCCAAGAUUUUGGUUAGAUUUUUAAUCUUGUUGGCUUUUUAGCCUACUCUUAGUCAUGAACUCAAACUCUGGCUCACCUAUCAUGUUCAGGAGCACAGAUAUUGAACUAUGCUUUAAUUUUAUUUCUCAAAAAGUAAUGAAGAGGUGAGAUGCGAAGUCAAGAACCCAAGGAAAUGCAAUAUGUAGCCUAUAGUAUUUUGAAAGCAACUAAACAUUCCAAUGUUUUGUGUGUGGGGGGGGAAAGGCAUCUAUUGUCAUUUGCAUUCGUAUAUCCUCGUUUUCCGUUUCUGAUGACUUCGUGAUUGUAUUAUAAGCAUCGAAUUUACCUGCAAUUUCUUCGUUUGAAUACAAAAUUGCGUUGAUUUUUGGAGUGGAAUGUAACUGGCCUAUCUAAACUAGCUUGACCCGAAAUCGAAUACAUCAGUUGAUAACCAUGAUUUUUUUAUUCCAAGAUAUUGACACUUUAAUCAAUCAAGCAGGAGAUUACAAUUGAAAGCUUUUUGAUUUGUCAGGAAACUCAUUGUUUCAUAUGCAACUGUCAAAUUUUCAACAUGAAAUGUAUUCUGUUUUAUUUUGCUUCUUAGUUUUCAUAUCAAAUAAAUGUAUGGUGGUACGGUUUCUCGUGAUUUACAAUAAAUGCAACCUCAAACAGCAGACUGA
This is a messenger RNA of Salvelinus namaycush (lake trout), 4103 nucleotides long. RefSeq names its product coiled-coil domain-containing protein 9-like. NCBI's taxonomy places the organism in Eukaryota, Metazoa, Chordata, Actinopteri, Salmoniformes, Salmonidae. The record is from RefSeq and is a predicted model, not a curated record. Bases 205 to 2346 code for a protein of 713 amino acids. The transcript has 15 exons.